Molecule: messenger RNA, 2184 nt
Organism: Amoebophrya sp. A120
Lineage: Eukaryota; Dinophyceae; Syndiniales; Amoebophryaceae
Source: the annotation of a GenBank genome assembly
AGCUGAGUUAUACUAGUUCUCUGCUGCAUAAAAAUAGCAGUGAACUUCUAUAUAUUUCCGUAGAAUUUUUUCAAGUUUAUCUCACAACUAAAAAACGAUCUCGAAAGAAUACCAAGUAGCUCCACAUCUCCUCUUUUAAAAAGUAGUUUCUUUUCUUUCCCGUCAAGAACUCGACGUUGUUUUCAAUCAGCCCUCUACUACAGGCAAAGAACGUAUUCAGAAUGCUGCAGUUGUUCUGGACCCCAAGAACGACCACCGCCGUGGUGGUCUACUUCUAUCUCGCUUCCUUCCCGCUGCUGGUGUCGGGUUUGUCGCUGGGAGCCGGCAGCAGCAGCUCCUCCUCUUCGUCCCCCGGGAUGAAUAAUGUUUAUGACGUAGCACUAGCGCCAUCCACUUCCACGGGCCGAAGCUCUGCAUCUGCCGGGAGUGCCGCCGCUACGACAUACACCGGAGCACUACACCAGCAGCCAGAGCAAAUUGGUUUCCUUCAUCGCGGGGGGCCCGGUCACCUACUUCCACCUGUUGGGCCUCUGCCCCAAGGGCUGCAGCGCCGCGAAGGGAUCAACCCGGACCCGCGCCCAACAUUGAGGACCCCUUCUCCCCCCGUUGGGCGUCGAGCUGGUCCUCCGGCCUCGCCCCCACCGGGACCAGCACAGCUGGGUGGGAGUAUGCAGUGCAAAAGUAUCGUACUCGUAUAAAUGCAUUACAAAUUUCCUCAGCAUGAGAAAUAAAUUUUGUAAUGCGGAUUUACCUUAAGACAAAGAUUUGUAAUGCGUGACUUUUCCAAUACGAGUGCGAUACUUUUGCACAGGAUAAGGAUUAGGAGAUCCCGAUCUCCGGUACCAAAUUCCCCUCCCGCCGCACCGCAGCGAGAACGGCGCACGACCAGAGGUUUAUUGGGCUUCGAAGAUUUUGCCAGAAUUAAUGUCGGAGAACAUCAAGCACAAGCAGCUGCUCCUCCGGCGGCGGGUGUGGGGGCGCUUCCUUUCCGUGCCUACCAAGAUCUUCCAAGAUCCCCAAGCCCGGAUCUCCACCGGCCGGCGCAGAACGCGCUUCGCAACUUCGAAAACGCGCAGCGGCAGGCUGGUUCCCCGCCGCGGCAGGUGACACCGCCGCCAAGGGAACGGAGGGAUCUUGCCGUCCCCGAUGCGCCGCGGCGAAUUCGUGGUCGUGCCGGCCAACGACGAGUCGGCAAUUUCGGCCCGGAUAUCAUUCGAGAGUUGCAGCCUGAGUUUGAAGAUGCCGCCGAACGGAUGAGACACGAUGACGACGGCGCCGGAGCUCUGUUUUUGCAAGGUCCCCAUGAGGUAGUCCGGCGAGCGGGACUUUUUGACGACUCCGACGGGAGUGACCAGGAGAACCGUCCGCCACGUUAAUUCUCUAUUCGAGCUGAAUUGGGACUACAGAAGUACCUACGCACAUCAAGGAGCGCCGCGUGGACUUCUAUUAUAGACAACUUGAGAAGGGGGACGACGACGAACAAAACAGGUUGAUGGUGCCGCCUGAUACCUUGUUCGCCUAUAGUAUACAUAAGUACCGGGAAAAAUUCUAAUUCAGGCUUUCGUAGGCCGAAUUUUCUUUGAAAAGGGGUUGGUGUGUGGCCACGUGCACUUUCAGAUUUUUUGUUUGUGAAGAUGUUUACCGCAGUUUUUUUUGUGCACAAGCAGUGCGGGAUAUGUUUGCAACGCAUCAAGGAAGAAGGAAGAGGAUCGAUUGCAGAUUAUCAUGUAGGAUUUGACCGAAGGUGGAGAAGUAAAAUAUCAACGCUGUAGAACUAGAACUGAUUCUGUCUGAGCACGCUUUUCAUCAAGUAAAUUAAAAUGCAGCAGGAGCUGGUGGUCAGCUGCGAGAUCAUGACGCAUCCAAUUCGAGUAUUUUUAACGCCAGUUUUUCUACUAAUUAGAUCCCCGGAGCAGGUCGACAAGUGAGAAAAAUCGAAGCAUCAAAAAUAUGGAAUAAGUACUCAGAUCCAUGUGGAAGAGAAAGUACUGGCUCCUCUUAUACGAGAUGAACAACGGCGACCAUCAAGGGCGCAGAUGACCACAACGAGAACCACAACACGCGAAAGCAAAUAGUGUUGCUGUCGCGCUGCGUAGUUCUAGUGAUGUAGAUGCUGAGAAAAUUUUUCACUUCUAUGCUCGGGCUGUAGAAUGUUCUUCAACUUCAUGCUGAUAUAUGAUAUAG